AUGUACAAGGCCGUCAUCCUGUCGACGCUAAUGUACGCAGCGGAGACCUGGACGGUGUACACAAAGCAGGCACGCCGACUGAACCACUUUCACCUCAGUUGUCUUCGUCGCAUUCUGAGGCUGAACUGGCAGGAUCGGAUCCCCCACACUGAUGUGCUGGAACGGACGGGAAUCCUCAGCAUAUACACCAUGCUGAGACAAAUGCAGCUGCGCUGGAGCGGCCACCUGAUGCGCAUGGACGACGAGCGACUACCCAAACGACUCUUCUACGGAGACGUCGCGAUGGAUUCUCGCCGCCAAGGAGGCCAAAUUAGCCGAUACUAG
Messenger RNA from Spirometra erinaceieuropaei, 324 nucleotides. The record is from the annotation of a GenBank genome assembly. NCBI's taxonomy places the organism in Eukaryota, Metazoa, Platyhelminthes, Cestoda, Diphyllobothriidea, Diphyllobothriidae.